Molecule: messenger RNA, 7380 nt
Organism: Lonchura striata (white-rumped munia)
Lineage: Eukaryota; Metazoa; Chordata; Aves; Passeriformes; Estrildidae
Gene: RIC1
Product: RIC1 partner of RAB6A GEF complex
Biological process (GO): retrograde transport, endosome to Golgi; intracellular protein transport
Cellular component (GO): cytosol; Golgi membrane; Ric1-Rgp1 guanyl-nucleotide exchange factor complex
Molecular function (GO): protein binding
Source: RefSeq, a predicted model, not a curated record
GCCCUGCCCCGGCGGCCCCAGCGCCGGGCAGGUCCCGGGCCCCCGUUCCCAGCGGUGCUGAGCCCGGGGUCCCGUCGGUGUGCCGGUGAUUAUGCGUGGUUUGCCGCGGACGCUGUAUCUCUCCUCCCGCUGAUGUCCCUGCUGUCCCCCCGCCUGGGCUAGAGCAGGCUGAGCGCCAGCUCCUCUGGAAAUCUUCAGCCAUGUAUUUCCUCAGCGGCUGGCCCAAGAGGCUCUCGUGUCCUCUGGAGUCCCUGGAGCGACCGCUUCACAUCCAGACGGAUCCCCAGAGAGCUUUCUUCGCAGUUUUGUUCCCAUCUCAGCUAAGCAUCUGGUACUGCAGACCAAGUGUCUUAAUCGUAAGCUACAAGGAAUUUACAAAAGCAGCUUCUCAGUUUGGACCUUAUAAACAAGCAGAAUGGCGGCCUGACAGCACAAUGAUAGCUGUUUCGACUGCAAAUGGAUACAUCUUAUUUUUUGAAAUCCCAUCAGCAAGAGACAAGUAUCUUUAUGAGCCAAUAUAUCCCAAAGGAAGCCCUCAUCUGAAGGGAACCCCACAUUAUAAGGAAGAACAAUGUGCUCCUUCAUUAAAUCUAGAAAUGAAGAAAGUGCUGGACUUGCAAGCCUCUAUCACAAGUUUGCAGUCCAUGUUAGAAGAUCUACUUGUGGCUACUGCUGAUGGAUUUCUCCAUCUCAUUCACUGGGAUGGUAUGACCAAUGGGAGGAAGGCCAUCAACUUGUGUACAGUUCCCUUUUCUGUAGAUCUGCAGUCUUCUCGAGCAGGUUCACUUUUGGGAUUUGAAGAUGUUUACAUCAGAGAUAUGGAAUACUGUGCCACACUUGAUGGCUUUGCUGUUGUUUUUAAUGAUGGCAGAGUUGGUUUCAUUACACCAAUGUCAAGUAGAUUCACUGCUGAGCAGCUCCAUGGUGUUUGGGCGCAAGAUGUAGUUGAUGGAACUUGUGUGGCAGUGAAUAACAAAUACAGGCUAAUGGCGUUUGGAUGUGCCAAUGGCUCUGUGCAGGUUUAUACAAUAGAUACCACCACUGGCGCCAUGCAGUUUUCUCAUAAAUUGGAACUGACACCCAAACAAUAUCCUGAUAUUUGGAACAAAACAGGACCUGUUAAACUAAUCAGAUGGUCACCUGAUAGCUGUGUUGUGAUGGUGACCUGGGAGUGUGGAGGUUUGUCCUUAUGGAGUGUUUUUGGUGCUCAGCUUAUCUGUACUUUAGGAGGUGAUUUUGCGUAUCAAUCUGAUGGUGCCAAAAAGGACCCUCUAAAAAUCUGUUCCAUGACCUGGGGAUCCGAAGGGUAUCAUCUUUGGGUUAUUGAUGGGAAUUCAUCUUCAAACAUGAAAUCUGAAAGAAAUUCAAAUAAUGAAGCUCAGUCGUUUGGUAUUCUGCAGUUUCAGUUCAUCAAGAGUGCACUCACUGUUAAUCCUUGUAUGAGUAACCAGGAGCAAGUCCUCCUUCAAGGAGAAGAUCGCUUAUAUUUGAACUGUGGAGAUGCAGCACAGACUCAGAGUCCCAGAAAUACUUUGGCGCACUCUGAACAUAGCCACAGCAGGGAAAGAGGCCCAUUUUCAGGUGGCAGUCUAGAUUCUCAGGGUUUAAGCACUUUACUAGGACACCGGCAUUGGCAUGUUGUACAGAUUCAUAGUACAUAUCUAGAGAGCAACUGGCCUAUAAGGUUUUCAGCUAUUGACAAGCUUGGACAGAAUGUAGCUGUUGUUGGCAAGUUUGGUUUUGCACAUUAUUCUUUACUCACCAAAAAAUGGAAGCUGUUUGGAAACAUUACCCAGGAGCAAACUAUGAUGGUAACAGGUGGCUUAGCAUGGUGGAAUGACUUCAUUGUUCUUGCAUGUUAUAAUUUAAAUGAUCACCAGGAAGAGCUGAGAAUCUACCUGCGCACGUCUAACCUUGACAAUGCGUUUGCUCACAUCACCAAAGUGCAAGCAAAUACGUUACUACUGAGUGUCUUCCGGGACAUUGUGAUAUUGUUCAGAGCAGAUUGUUCCAUUUGCCUUUACAGUAUUGAGAGAAGGUCUGAGGGUCUUAAUCCUACUGCCAGUAUCCAAAUUCUUCAAGAAGUGUCCAUGUCUCGGUAUAUUCCCCAUCCUUUUCUUGUAGUGUCUGUUACAUUGACAUCAGUGAGAACAGAGACUGGCAUCACCUUGAAGAUGCCACAGCAGGCUUGUGAAGCUGAAAGUAUAAUGCUUAACUUAGCAGGACAACUUAUCAUGUUGCAAAGGGAUCGAUCUGGACCCCAGAUACGAGAUAAAGACAAUAAUCCUAAUCAAAGAAAGCAUCUGCCUUUUUGUGCUCCAGUUGUCCUAGCCCAGUCUGUUGAAAAUGUAUGGACUACUUGCAGAAUUAACAAACAGAAACGCCACUUACUGGAGGCUCUGUGGCUCAGCUGUGGUGGGGCAGGUAUGAAAGUCUGGCUUCCCCUGUUUCCCAGAGAUCAUCGAAAACCGCAUUCCUUUCUGUCAAGACGGAUCAUGCUGCCUUUCCACAUCAACAUAUACCCACUGGCUGUUUUGUUUGAAGAUGCCUUGGUUCUUGGUGCUGUUAAUGACACUGUGCUCUAUGACUGUUUAUACACUCAAACCAGUGCUAGAGAACACUUAGAGGUUCUCUUUCCUUUCUCCAUUGUUGAGAGAACCUCUCAGAUCUACCUCCAUCACAUUUUACGCCAGCUCUUGGUUAGGAACCUCGGUGAACAGGCCUUGCUUUUGGCCCACUCCUGUGCCACAUUACCAUACUUUCCUCAUGUACUAGAACUGAUGCUUCAUGAAGUGCUGGAAGAAGAAGCUACCUCGCGGGAACCCAUUCCCGACCCUCUCCUACCCACUGUGGCGAAGUUCAUUACAGAAUUCCCCCUCUUCCUGCAGACAGUUGUUCAUUGUGCUAGGAAGACAGAAUAUGCCCUGUGGAAUUACCUUUUUGCUGCUGUUGGAAACCCAAAGGACUUGUUUGAAGAGUGCUUAAUGGCCCAGGACUUGGACACAGCUGCCUCUUACCUUAUUAUCCUACAGAAUAUGGAAGUUCCAGCAGUUAGCAGACAACAUGCUACUCUCCUAUUUAAUACUGCCUUAGAGCAGGGAAAGUGGGAUCUCUGUCGUCAUAUGAUUAGAUUUCUUAAAGCCAUUGGCUCUGGAGAAACAGAAACACCCCCAGCUACACCAACAACUCAGGAACCUAGUUCAAGUGGUGGUUUUGAAUUCUUCAGGCAUCGCAGCAUUAGUUUAUCCCAAUCAGCAGAGAAUCUCCAUAGCAAAUUUAAUCUGACAAAAACACUGAGUAUGCCCUCUGGCCCAUCUGUAAAAAGGUGGAGUAAAGACAGUGACUGUGCUGAGAACAUGUACAUUGACAUGAUGCUCUGGCGGCAUGCGCGGCGUCUGCUGGAGGAAAUCAAGCUGAAAGACCUUGGCUGCUUUGCUGCACAGCUGGGCUUUGAGCUGAUCGGCUGGUUGUGCAAGGAGCGAGCCAGAGCUGCCCGUGUGGAGGAUUUUGUGUGUGCUUUGAAAAAGCUACACAACGAUUUCCUCUGGCCAUUUCCGGUUAUACCAGCUUCAUCCAUUAAUUCACCUUUCAAGAAUGGAAAGUGCAAGACAGCUGUGGGGGAGCAACUACUAAAAUCUCAGUCUGCAGACACCUUUGUAAACAUGGAAAUGGACACAGGGAUUUCAACCACACCUCGCAGUCGCAGCUGGCUUGGUACUAUCAGCUCCUCUCAGAGAGAGAUGGACACUGUUUCAUCCCAUGGACCACACAUGCAAGAUGCAUUCCUUUCUCCUUUGCUAAGUAAAGUGUUUUUGAUAGGUGAUGAAUGCAGCAUUGGUUCAGCAACGGACCUGACUGAAACAAGUUCUAUGGUGGAUGGAGACUGGACCAUAGUGGAUGAAAACUUCUCCAGUCUAAGUUUAACUCAGUCAGAGCUUGAGCAGCUCUCUCUAGAGCUGGCCAGUAAAGGGCCACACAAGUCACAGGUGCAGCUGCGGUACUUGCUACAUAUCUUCAUGGAAGCAGGAUGUCUGGAUUGGUGUGUUGUCAUAGGCCUUAUUCUCAGAGAAUCUUCAGUUAUCAACCAGGUUUUCAGUAUCAUGCAGUCCUCUGAUAUUGAUGGAGAAAUCUGUCAGAAUAUCAAGACUGGCCUAGAUGCUGUUGACAAGUGGGCUUCUACGGAUUGCCCUGGGUACAAGCCAUUUCUAAGUAUCAUCAAACCACAGAUCCAGAAACUAAAUGAAAUAGUAGAAGAGCAAGUACAACCAGAAGCGUUUCAGCCAGUGAAUCCUUCUAAGGUUCCUGAACAAGCAAACCCAAGAGCUGAGGAAAACAGGACUUCAUCUAGCCAUGGCACUAAUCCUCAGAGUGAUGCUGGCAGCAGCAAUGCAAGCAGACAUGAAGAGGACAAGGCUAAGACAGAGGAUGAGGAUUCAUUCCAAGAAGGCAGUUAUGACUGUGUUGUGUCUUAAAUGGAAGGUGAACAACUUCCAUUUGUUCAGGUGUUGAAAGGAAGCAAACCAGCUCUUAGAUCUGCUUCUGUGUUUUUAAUUCGACUCUUUUUUCGUUUGUUUUGGUUUUUUAAUAUUUCAAUCUUUGAAAUUUUUAGUGGGGAUAACUAAACACCAGUUUCAUAUAAUAAUUUCAAAAGGAGGCAUGAUUCUUUUUUGAUGCAGUGGCCAGACUGCAGCUUUACAUUUUGAUACUUUAAAUAUGUGGGAGAAUGAACACACAUGGAGACAGAUUCAGCCAAUGUUCAUCAGUACCUUUACAUCACCAACACGUUCCGAAGAAGCUACUUAUAUCUCGAGUUUAAAAGGUGAAGAGGGGAUUAAAUAUAAAAACUGUUUCCUUUGCAGCUUGCCUGCCUAAUAAAUGUCUGAUCAAUGCAGUUCGGAUUGGUUUGAUACUGAUAUUUUGUAUUAAAGAACUGUAAAAUAUAUUGUAUGUUUUUUGUGAAUAAUCUUGUACAAAUACUCAAGACUGUACCAUAUUUGGAGGUACCUGUGUGUAUUUGCAUGUUUCUGGAUGACUAGUAAAGUUAAAGCAGAGUUGCACUUCUUUCUGGAUGAGGCAUACUUUACUGACCUAACACUGAACAAGGUGGCUUACCUGCUUUUUACUGUCACUUAACAGAUCUUGUAGUUGGGUUAAGGGACUGCUGAAGGUUAUUUAUUUCUUUGUAAAUUCUUUUCUGAUAAAUGGAUUUUUAAAAUGUAAAUAAUCAUCAUAUACUCUUGCUAUGGAAAACUAGCUUAACAGCGCAUACUUAAACAUUUUUCAAACAUUUUAUAAUAUGCAUACUUCUAACUAAGACAUAUUUAACUUUCGUACAAUGUUAUGAAAACCUGGCUGCAGAAGUCUGUUGCUUUGAGGUACUUAUUUUUUCUAGCUGCUGUCCCUAUGUAAUAACUACCUGUAACAGUAUUAAUUUAGAUAUUAGCUUGUUUGUACUGUGCAAUCUGAACAAAAAUGCAACAUACUCAUUUUAUACAUGAUAAACUAGUUUAUUUUUUAUAACAUCACUUGAUUACUGACAUGGACCAAACUAGUCAUCGUAGGGUAGUUACAACAUCUGUUGCUUUUCUAGCGUAGUUACUAAAUGCACAUCCAUUUAAACUCUGAAAUUAAGACUAUUCACAAUUAAGUUUUAAAUAAAUUGUAGUUUCAUCAUCUUUAUUUCCUUUGUAGAUAAGAUCAAGUGCUUUAAAAUGUACAGAUAUUAAACUGCUUUAGAAUGGCUUUCCUAAGCCAAUACAACCAGUACAAGUGCAAUAAUUGCGAGUAUUACGUGGAAAGCUGGAGCUAUUAAUGAAUGCAACUUGAACUUCAUUUUAAGAGUUGAAACUUGAGACUGAAGUUAGAGGAAAGAAACUCAGUCUGAGUCCCAGCAUUAAGCUUAUUCUGCAUUGUAGCUACUGGUUACAGAUAAUGUCUAUCAUACCUGCAAGCCUGUUGUGACCUGACGUCAAAAUUCAUUAUUGUUUUAAGGGGAUAAUACUUAAAGCUUUUUUAUUAUAAAGAAACCUGCUUAAUGUAUGUUAAAUAAAAACUGUACUUCAAGUUAAUAUUUUUCUGUGGUUCUGUGGUAAUGAUAAGCCAAGGCCAUUCUGGUCAGCAUUCUGUUGUUCAGGUUUUGGAUCUGUGCAAGUAAAACAUACAUUAACUGAUAUAUUAACAUUCUUAAUAUUCAUAUCAUACAACGUGCUACUGUUGUUUAGCAGAUAAAGCUUUUUAGUUGUGAAAUUUUAGAAGUUUGUAGUUCUUUAGUACUAAUUAAUCUCUAUGCAAAUCUCAUGUGCUAAUUUUGUAUUUUGAUUUCACUGCUGUUAUACACCUGUAAUUAAAAGACAAAUGUAUUCAACUUUACUUUUAAGUUACUCCUAUGAAAAAUAACUAUUUCUGACUUCAAGCCUUUCAGGUAGGCCAUCUUAGAGAGACAAAGCUCUCGGGGAAACCACUUGAUGAAAUUGGUUUUUUAUACUCCUGUGGCUUGUUUUUUACAGGAUGAAGGAAUCAAACCUUUACCAUAUUAGUGCAUCUUUGAAGUUACAUCCACCUGCUGCUGUGAAAGAUGUAGUGGGUUUAGGUGGCAAGGGUCUGGUAGCAAGGGGGGACUAAAUCAGACAGAGCCAGUUCCAGCAAACACAACCCGGUGCCUUCUCUCCGUAAUGUAUUUAACAAGGAGUAAAAAAUGCUGUGGAGGGUGAGAGUCUUGCAGGCGGCCAGGCCCGUAAAGGAGGAUCAGGAGGCGGUAUUCCAGGCACUGGAACAGAGAUUCCCUGCAGCCUGUGGCUCUGUGCAAGUAAACACACACAUUAAAUGAUAUACCAAGAGUCUUGCUCAUUAGCCUCUUAACUGCCGUGGUGCUGCUUGGCAGCUCAGUCCUUUCAGAUGGUGGGGAAGCAGCCUCUACUGCAACACACUGUGGAGCCUGCUGGAGCAGAUACCCACAGUGGCAGUCUUGGAGCACCCACAAGCAGCUGGACAGAUGAGCCCUGAAGGAAGCUGCAGCCCAAAGAGCCCACACAAGAGGAGGAUUCUGGCAGGAACUGUGGCCCACAGGGAUCCAUGCUGGAACAAUCUCUUCGUGAAGGUCCACUCCAGCAAGAGGAAGAUCCACUUUGAAGCAGUUUAUGAGAGACUAUCCCAUGGAGUGGACCCCAUGCUGGAGCAGGGCAAUAGUGAGGAGAGGAAGGAAGCAGAGAGUAAAUGUUACAGACUGACCACGGCUUGACUCUUAACUGACCAUCCCCAGUUCUUCUACACCACUGUGAGAGAGAAGAUAGAAGAGUGAAUCUGGGAAGGAAGGGGAGGUUGGGGGAAAGUAUUUGGUUACCAUAUUUUAAUUUUAAUUGGUAAUAAAAUGAUUUUUCCAAG